Molecule: messenger RNA, 1801 nt
Organism: Petromyzon marinus (sea lamprey)
Lineage: Eukaryota; Metazoa; Chordata; Hyperoartia; Petromyzontiformes; Petromyzontidae
Source: RefSeq, a predicted model, not a curated record
CAGUAGCAGCAGGCAGCAGCAGGCAGUAGCAGCAGCAGGCAGCAGCAGGCAGCAGCAGGUAGUAAGCAGGUAGUAGUAGGCAGCAGGCAGUGGUAGAAUAAUUCGCGGCUAGUUCUGCAAGGUCUACUUCAGUGGGGCCACGCGUGCGGGUGGGGCGGUAGGGGCGAGAGCGAGCGGACGAGGCGCGGGGCCCUCGCGGCGCGGCGAGGCUCUCGCGUCCAGAGCGGGCAUGGAGGCCGGAGCGUCCAAGCACGGCUACGGACACAAACGCUCGCACAGGAAGAAGAAGCAGCAGCAGCAGCAGCAGCGGACCGAGGAGCGGAGUCGCUACGAUCCUCGGCCCGGCAUGGGGAUGCACUACGACAACCUGGCAGUCAACAACUGCGUGGAUUCGAACGCAGCCUAUCAGCAGUGCUGGCUCAGCCCUCCGGUGACGCAAGAGAUGUCCAUCAGCCAGAUGUACAUCCACAACUCGGCCAGAGGGAAGCAGCGAGCAGCGGCCGUGAUGGAAGAGAGCGACUCAUCCGACAUGGACGAGAGCUACGAUGACAACGACUACGACCCACACCCCGAGGUGGCCGUGAACUCCCACCACGCGGGGGGGCGAGCCGUCCCCUCCCACGGCUGGAUCAAGGACGAGGAGGAGGAGGAGGAAGAAGAGGAGGAGGAGCUGGAGGAGGAGGAGGGGGAAGAGGAGGGGGAAGAAGAGGAGGACGACGAGGAGGAGAGCAGCAGCGAGGAUGACGAGAGCGACGAGGGGCCGCCCGCGCCACGGGCCUACGCGGAGGCCUACGCCGUCGACCCGGCCCCCAAGAGGCAGCAGCCGCAGCGACAGCAGCCGGCGCAGCAGCAGAUGCAGCCGGCGCGGCAGCAACCGCAGCGGCAACAGCCCCAGCGGCAGCAGCCGGUGCGGCAGCAGAUGCAGCCGGUGCGACCGCAGCAGCAACCGCAGCAGCAGCAUCAGCCGCAGCAGCAGCAGCAGCGGCAACAGCAGCAGCGGCAGCGUCGGCAGCAGCAGCAGCAGCAGGGGGGGGCGCCCACUCGCGAGAAGCCGCACAUGUGCGGCGACUGCGGCAAGAGCUUCACUCACGUGUCCAGCCUCAAGAUCCACCGGCGCACGCACACGGGGGAGCGCCCCUACGGCUGCAAGGAGUGCACCAAGGCCUUCUCCACCGUGUCGAGCCUCAAGAUCCACUUCCGCACGCACACGGGCGAGCGUCCGUACGCGUGCGACGAGUGCGGCAAGAGCUUCUCGCAGAUCAACACGCUGAAGAACCACCACCGCACGCACACGGGCGAGAAGCCCUUCCUGUGCACGGACUGCGGCAAGUGCUUCACCAACAUGUCGGGCCUGAAGACCCACCGGCGCACGCACACGGGCGAGAAGCCCUUCGCCUGCGUCGACUGCGGCAAGUGCUUCUCGCAGGCCAACGGCCUCAAGGACCACCAGCGCACGCACACUGGCGAGCGGCCCUUCGCGUGCCUCGAGUGCGGCAAGGCCUUCUCCAACGUGUCGGCGCGCAAGAUGCACAUGCGCACGCACAACAAGAUCCGCGCCUAGACUCGGCGGGGGGGGCGGGGGGGGGUAGCGACAGCGCAAGGCGUGUCGGGGCGGGCUCCCUCCGGGUCGGUUGCAUUAAUUCGAAUUUCCCCGCUCCACCGUAAGAAUCGCCGGGCGGCUUCCAACGGUCUCCGCAGUGCGACCCGGCGCAGCGACGAGAGGAGGAGUGCAUCGAGCGGCGAGUCUUAUCUACACCGGUGGUUCUCAACCGGGGAAGAGGGCGAGGGGGGGGGGCAUCCG